UGAACGAAGCAUUCGUAUAUUUUGAGGCAGAUUAUUCCAUAAUAAGGCUCCACUAUAACAAAGGCUUCGUUUUAAAUAGUUAGUUCGUGGCUUGGGCAAAUUAGCUUUAUUUCAGAGUUUCUUAAGUUGUACCCACUGCCGUGAACAGAGAAAAGAUUUUGUAGGUAAGAUGGUGCAUCACCAUUGAGUAUUUUAAACAUAAUUCCAGCCUUAAUCUUUUUGCGUCGUAAACAAAGAUUGUCUAAGUGCAAAUUAUUCAAAAGAGAACUAGCGCUUAUUUAAUAUACAAUAUAUUUUUUAGCAAUGACUGGCGUUAAGUUGGCAAAAGCUUUCGGUUUCCUGCUCAUGGUCGUGAUUGUAUGUUCCAAGCAAAUUCCUGAAGAGCAACAUUCAACCUAUCCGGCCACAGAUGAAGCUCAUUUUACCACUAGUGCACACGAAAACCACGACGAAGACCUGAAAGUUAAUGUAGGAAAGAGGAUGCUUGAUCGUGAAGUGUACGAAGUUGGCACCAAAGUUGUAGAUGGUGUUGAGUGGCAAGUGUGGUUUCACAUGAAUCCCAAAGCAAACAUCGCCCGCCUUGCAAAUCUCAAAAACAAAAAAAAAAGAGGAAAAAAAAAAGACCUAGCUGAGUUCAUAGAUAGUCUUAAUGUAAAGAAGGUUUUUUCUGGCAUUUGCGAUAAGAAGACACUGGUCACCUCGCGUAAAAAACAUUUCCGCCUUGACAUGCAAAAGGUAGUGAAAUGUAUCCAACUAGAAAAUAAUCCAUCUUGUUACAAUCUGCAAGUGCAAUUGAAUGGGAAACGUAAAAAAGGCAAAAGUACUACAUACGCUAAUGUAUUAAUUCCAGUGCUUAUAGGUAAAGAUCAUGUCUCUAAGUACCUGACCGAUGAAGUUCUUCGUGAGGCCUUUUACAAAAGUUCCAAACUCCCCACCGCUGCGGUGACGCUUGAAAUUAAGAAAUUAGUCCAGGAAAAGAAAAAAAGCAGGAAGGGAAAAAGAAAACCGGGAAAGAAAAAUAACCAGGGAUAGAACCGAAAAUAUUGUGCUACAUAUCAUAACAUUGUUGUAAACAACGCGCAUGAUAACUUCGGGAACAAC
Molecule: messenger RNA, 1101 nt
Organism: Paramuricea clavata
Lineage: Eukaryota; Metazoa; Cnidaria; Anthozoa; Malacalcyonacea; Plexauridae
Source: the annotation of a GenBank genome assembly